This is a messenger RNA of Gamsiella multidivaricata, 1840 nucleotides long. RefSeq lists its product as uncharacterized. The record is from RefSeq and is a predicted model, not a curated record. Gene Ontology annotation, cellular component: PAN complex; P-body. Gene Ontology annotation, biological process: mRNA processing; protein phosphorylation; nuclear-transcribed mRNA poly(A) tail shortening. The transcript has 7 exons. Lineage: Eukaryota; Fungi; Mortierellomycota; Mortierellomycetes; Mortierellales; Mortierellaceae. Bases 157 to 1662 code for a protein of 501 amino acids. Gene Ontology annotation, molecular function: poly(A) binding; ATP binding; protein kinase activity.
ACUCUUUAUCAGUUCCAAGGCCAAGCUUCAUGUCAACUCUCCGAUCUUCAAGCCAUCAAACCUCAGCUCAGGAUCCGUGAAAGUAGACGCUCCAGAAUUUGUGCCAAAGGGCUCUCAGGCUCGUUGUCCGGAGCCGCAUAUGCUGAUCCACGUCAAAUGGCACAUCCCUAUGCUUCAACAAUGCAAAAUAACUUGAUGAGCAGUAUGAACAACUUGUCGGGCAAUUUUUCGCAGUUUAGUAUCAGCGAUGGAAAUUACUAUGGUGAAGGUUCGGUGAAUAAUUACUAUUACCAAGGAUCAGGGGCCAUGCUUCACCAACCUCUCCAAUAUCACUUGUACAAUACUCCUCUACCCCACGUUUCCAAUCUAUCUCCUCAUCAAAAGACGAUCCACGGAUUCUUCAUCUCCGACAUACUUCGCGAGGAGCUGCAUCGCAAGAAUGAGAUGAUCUUACAAACAGUUAGUUCCCAGGAGUACGGUCUGCCCGAGGAACUGCAUGAAUACCACUCGCUCUACCCGCUGGAUCUGACACAAGAGAAGUCGACAGAGGUCUUUGGUUAUCAAUCCAGCGUCUAUAAAUGCAUGUGCAGCGCAGAUGGCCGGACGUAUGCCCUGCGCCGAAUCGAAGGGUUCAGGCUGACGAAUGAACUGGCGAUGCAGACUAUUGAUGGAUGGCGCAGGAUACGACACGCCAAUAUUGUCUCGAUUCGAGAGGCGUUCACAAGCAAGGCAUUUGGGGACCACUCUCUCAUUUUUGUAUACGACUACCACCCCUGCUCUAAGACUCUUUACGACGUCCACUUUGGUCCUCAGGCUCAACUGGCCUCCCAGGUAGUCUUGGGCGCCUCCAAGAACACUGAACACAACAUCCACGAGAGAAUUCUUUGGUCGUAUCUGAUUCAGCUCACGUCUGCGCUUAAAAAGAUUCAUUCGGCUGGACUGGCUGCUCGUCUUAUUGAUCCUACCAAAAUCCUUGUUACCGGCAAGAAUAGAAUUCGCCUUAACUGCUGUGGUAUUAUGGACAUGCUGACGUUUGACUCGGCGCCUAAUAUUGCGCAUCUGCAACAAGACGAUAUCUUGAAUCUUGGACAACUCAUGAUGACUCUUGCUUGCAAGUCCUUGACGGCAACGCAUAACAUUCAAAAGUCGAUCGACUACAUCUCGCAGAAUUACACGCAGGAUAUGAAGAACGUGAUUCUAUUCUUGAUGAGCCAACCCACACCCAUGAAGACUAUCGACCAAGUCAUCACCAUGCUCGGAUCAAGGGUCCUGCAGGAGAUCAACGACGUGCAGAACGCCAAUGACGUGCUCGAGAGCGACCUGAGUCGUGAACUUGAGAAUGGCCGACUGACAAGGCUCUUGAUGAAAUUUGGUUUCAUCAAUGAAAGACCUGAGUUCGACAUGGAUCCUGCUUGGUCAGAGACCGGAGACCGUUAUAUCAUUAAGUUGUUCAGAGACUAUGUCUUUCACCAAGUCGACGAAGCAGGAUUGCCAGUUCUGGACGUUGCCCAUGUGCUCGCCUGCCUAAACAAACUUGACGCCGGAGUUGACGAAAAGAUCGUCUUAAUGUCAAGAGACGAGCUCUCGUGCUUAAUUGUCAGCUACCGCGAGAUCAAGGCCUGUAUCGAAUCCGCCUUCCGUGACCUUUCUAAAUCAAAGUAACACCACCGGCAUAAGAUCAUGGCAUCUCGUGACACCCCCCUCCAGCCCACCUUUCCUCCAGCCUUUUGUCCUCCCGUAUCAUCUCCCUCCUGCCGCUGUCAUUUGUUCCUGUUCUCAACCUCAUCAGCGGGAAGACGAGCAGGGCAUAGAAUGAAAGAAAAAGAGAAAAAAGCCCAAA